Messenger RNA from Sinocyclocheilus grahami, 1292 nucleotides. Its product is annotated as zinc finger protein 239-like. Gene Ontology annotation, biological process: regulation of transcription by RNA polymerase II. NCBI's taxonomy places the organism in Eukaryota, Metazoa, Chordata, Actinopteri, Cypriniformes, Cyprinidae. Gene Ontology annotation, molecular function: RNA polymerase II cis-regulatory region sequence-specific DNA binding; DNA-binding transcription factor activity, RNA polymerase II-specific. The record is from RefSeq and is a predicted model, not a curated record. Gene Ontology annotation, cellular component: nucleus. The transcript has 2 exons. Bases 1 to 1104 code for a protein of 367 amino acids.
AUGAGAGAUCCAGAACCCUGCAGAAUCAAACACACUGAAGAUACUGAAGAACAAACAGAGUUGAUUGAAGAAAAUGAGGACAAUGAAGAAUUUAGUAAAGUUGAGGAAAAAAAUCUAUUCAAAACUGGAGAAAAACUUUUGAGUUGCUGUCAAAGCAAAGAGAUAAUAUUAAGGAAAACAAGAGCCAAGAAAUUUUUCACCUGCACUCAGUGUGGAAAGAGUUUGACAUGCAAAUCUAAUCUUGAUGUUCAUACUGGAGAGAAACCUUACAAGUGUUCACACUGUGACAAGAGAUUCAGUCGGUCAAAAAUCCUGAAAACACAUGAGAGGAUCCACACUGGAGAGAAACCUUACACAUGUGAUCAGUGCGGGAAGAGUUUCACAAUAAAAGGAAGCCUUACAGUACACAUGAGAGUUCAUACUGGAGAGAAACCAUACACUUGUGAUCAGUGCGGGAAGAGUUUCACAAUAAAAGGAAGCCUUACAGUACACAUGAGAGUUCAUACUGGAGAGAAACCAUACACUUGUGAUCAGUGCGGGAAGAGUUUCACACAAUCAGCACAUCUUAAGGAUCACAUGAAUAUCCACACUGGAGAGAAGCGGCACACAUGUGGUCAAUGCAGCAAAACCUUUUUGAGAGCUUCAGAACUUAAAAAACACCUGGUAGUUCAUAGAAAGGAGAAGCCCCAUUCAUGUUAUUUGUGUGGAAAGAGUUUUUCAUUACUACAAAGUUUGAAAAUACAUCAGAAAAUACAUACUGGUGUGAGAGAGUACAUGUGCUUUGAGUGUGAAAAGACUUUUACUUCAGCGAGCCAUUUAAAACUGCACCAGAGGAUCCACACUGGAGAGAAACCAUACAAGUGUUCACACUGUGACAAAAGAUUCAGUUGGUCAGAAACCCUAAAACGACAUGAGAUGAUUCACACUGGAGAGAAACUGUACAAGUGUUCACACUGCAGCAAGAGAUUCAGUCGGCCAGAAAUCCUGAAAACACAUGAGAGGAUCCACACUGGAGAGAAACCGUAUCACUGCACUGCAUGUGGGAAGAGUUUCAAUCAUUCUUCUGCUCUACACAGACAUACAAAAAACAUUCACAGUAAGUAGAUCAUCUUCAGAUCCAGCACUUUCAGAUCUGGUGCUGCAUCCUCACCAAAUGUGACACAAUAAUGCAUCAAGCAAUAAAAUAUCUGGAUAAAUCUGUCAUUACAAGUGACAUGACGAAGAAACAUUAUCUAAAGUUUUCACAGUGAAUAAAGUUCAUCUUCAUCUUCAAAACCAGCAGAUUCAACUGU